Messenger RNA from Helobdella robusta, 1917 nucleotides. RefSeq lists its product as hypothetical. The record is from RefSeq and is a predicted model, not a curated record. Lineage: Eukaryota; Metazoa; Annelida; Clitellata; Rhynchobdellida; Glossiphoniidae. The transcript has 6 exons. The coding region runs from base 252 to 1364 and encodes 370 amino acids.
CAAAUAUAAAAAUAAAAUGCGCUAAAAUAAAUUGAUCAGGCUUGGUAUCAUAAUUUGUUAAUUGGUCUGAUUAUUAUCGUAUAGUUUUCCGGCAAUUAAAUAAAUAAUUAAUUAUUUAUUAUUCUUAAUCAAUUAUUAAUUGUACUUGCAUAAAUCUAUUGUACUUAUUUAUUUUAUUUUAAAAUUUGCGGGUCGGUGUCCAUAACAUCAAAACAAUUAUAAUUUAAAAAAAUUUUUUGAAAUUUUGAAAUAUGAGAACAACAGCCAAAACUCUGUUUGCAUUUGCCGUCAUCUUUACACUGAUGGUCACAUUUUUCAGUUACAAUAACAAUCUGAAAAGAUACAAGGAUUAUCUUAUGGAGAAUACCAUUUUGCAGUGUCCUACCGGUGAGCCAUGCGUCUAUGAGAGUGUCGUUGAUUUGAGAGUGAUAGUCAUAACGUACGACCGGACAGACAGUGUCAUGAAACUGCUGAACAGUUUGCAAUCCCUGGAGCUCGACGGAGAUGAAGCCAUACUUGAAAUCUGGAUUGAUCGCAACGCCAAGACUGGCAUUAACAACAAAACCUAUGAAGCCGUUUCAACAUUUAAGUGGACUAAAGGCCCGACCAGAAUUCACAACCAAACAAGUCAUGCCGGCAUUAUGGGUCAAUGGAUUGAUACAUGGAGGCCGAGGGUAGCUCCACCCUUCAAACCCAAAAACAUGUCAUCAACGAUGUACCCUUAUCGUCCAGAGUAUGGAAAAGAAAUCGCUCUGAUCUUAGAAGAUGAUUUAUCGGUCUCACCACAAGCUUAUCGGUUUGUGAAAGCUGCUCAUAGGAAAUAUGGCGGAAGGGCUGACUACGCUGGCGUGUCGCUGCAAAGUGACGAGGCGAAAGCCCACAAUAGCGGAGAAACUCUCAAAGCUCCCGCCAAUGAGUCUGCCUUUAUGUACGUAUGCAUCGGAACUUGGGGGUUUGCCCCGUCGCCUCAAUACUGGGCAGAAUUCCAAGACUGGUUUCACUAUGCCCGAAAAAUCAAAGAUUUCCAACCCUACCUGGAUGGCACAACACCAGGCAGUUGGUUCAGAAGUUUCGUCCAACGGGGCACCGCUGAUUCUAUGUGGGAGAUGUGGUUCAUCUAUUUUGCCAAUAAGAAGAAUGCCUACACCGUCUUCAGCAACUUGAAAUUCGUCAACGGCGAUAAGGCGGAUUCGUGUGUUGGCAUCAAUAGGCGAGAGGUGGGCCUCCACUACCCAAGCAAGGGAGCCGAAAAUUUGUGCAAGCUCCUGGAAGUCUGGGACCCAAAAUACGAAUCCAUGCUUCCAGACAAUCCGCUGAAAUUAGAUUGGACAGGGAAUCCUGUCAAGAAUGAACGAAACGCAUGAAAUUCAAUGAAAACUGCAGCCCUUUCAAUUACUGCCUUCACCGAAAGUUUUCCAUAAGACGCACCAUCUAUUUUUCCAAUUUCUGCCUCUCAGAUGGAAAAAAAAUUAAUUUAAAAACUAUUUCUAUUGUUUGGUUGUUAAAGAUAGUGAUCACGGCUUUUAAUUACGAAGGUUUUCCAGCCUUUUGUGUUUUUUUGCUUGUGAAAAUGCGGUUUUGUUUUUUAUUACUCUUAUCUCUCUGGUCGAUCGUUGUUUAUAUUUUUAUAAUCAUCUACUAACGAAUUGAUUAAUUUAAUAAUAACUUAAUUAAUUUUUUUACAAUAACUAUAUUAACUAAUCAAUGUGAUACAAACUCUUUCUAGAUUUAUUUUUCAUUUAAAAGUAUUAAGUGCAGAUGUGACUGAAAAAUUUGAUAAAGUUUAAGCAUGGACAAACAUUUGUUAUACACACUUUUUUAGAUGUAAAAUAUUUAUCUGUUUGUAUUUCCAUAGCAGUUUAAAUGAAAGUUUAUAGCACUGAAUGCAAUUAUUUGCAGAUUUAAAUCUGAAAAAAA